Periophthalmus magnuspinnatus is the source of this 901-nucleotide messenger RNA. Its product is annotated as claudin-8-like. The coding region runs from base 17 to 832 and encodes 271 amino acids. The transcript has a single exon. Gene Ontology annotation, molecular function: structural molecule activity. The record is from RefSeq and is a predicted model, not a curated record. Gene Ontology annotation, cellular component: bicellular tight junction; plasma membrane. NCBI's taxonomy places the organism in Eukaryota, Metazoa, Chordata, Actinopteri, Gobiiformes, Gobiidae. Gene Ontology annotation, biological process: bicellular tight junction assembly; cell adhesion.
AGUGACAGAAAAAAACAUGGCUAACUCAGCUUUGGAGAUUGUCGGCUUUUUGUUGACCUUGAUCGGCCUCGUGGGCACCGCUGCCAGCACCGGUAUGCCCCAAUGGCGAGUCACAGCCUUCAUCGGCGAAAACAUCAUUGUCUUCGAAACCCGCUAUGAGGGACUUUGGAUGAACUGUUUCCGGCAAGCUGACAUCCGAAUGCAGUGCAAAGUGUACGACUCUUUGCUAGCUCUUCCGCCUGAUCUGCAAGCGGCUAGAGGUUUGAUGUGUUGCGCCUUAGCUUUGGGUGGUCUUGGCAUCCUUAUCAGUUUGGUAGGACUUCAGUGCACCUCUUGCAUCCAAAACAAUGAUCGGGCCAAACGGAUGGUCUUGAUCAUUGCUGGGAGUAUGAUACUUUGCGCCUGCAUUUGCGUCCUAAUUCCUGUUUCUUGGACCGGACACGUCAUCAUCCGGGAUUUCUACAACCCUUUGCUAAUUGACGCGCAAAGGAGGGAACUCGGAGAAGCGCUCUACAUAGGGUGGGUUUCUUCUGCGUUUUUGUGUGCCGGAGGUUGCAUGUUCACCUGUUGUAAUGUCAGGUCAGAGAAGGAAGGAUCGGAAAGGUAUUUGUAUUCCAGGAAUUCGGACUACAUCACGUACUCUCCGCAACAGUUGCAGCCACAGCAAUUGGUUUUCCUGCCCCAGCCCCAGCCUCAGCUCCAGCCCCGCACCCAGCCAAUGCUCUCCAGGCACCCUUCAGCCAACUACAGCCACUACAGUCUACAGAGCCACCACAGCAACCACCAACCCUCCAGGUACCCCUCGGUAAGGAGUGGGGUGGCCUACCUAUAGAGAUUUACAAUAAUUUACAAGGUGAACAAUGUAACUUUAUGAUGGAAGGUCCGCAACUUUCUUGUAUCC